AUGACCAAUAUACCCCUGGUCAGCCCAAUUUCCCAAAAUAACCUUUCUUUUAAGAAAGCGGAUAUUACAGCUAAAGUCAAAGAAAAUCCACCACCAAACCCACAACAAAAACAACAACAACGGGCAGUUCGUGAUUAUUGUAUGUCCAUUGUUAAUGAGAACCUCACGGGAAUUGCUAAUCCGUCCAUUGCCGCUAAUAAAUUUGAGUUGAAGCUAGCAUUGGUAAAUAUGGUGCAACAAAAUCACUUUGGGGGUACGGCUACUGAAGAUCCUAAUAUUCACCAAGCAAUUUUCUUGGAGGUUUGUGCUAUACUGAAGAUGAAUGGUUUUUUUGAUGAUGCCACUAGACUGCGUCUUUUUCCAUGUUCUCUAAAGGAUAGAGCAAGGAGUUUGUUACAAUCUCUACCACCACUCUCCAUUACUACAUGGGAUGAAAUGACAAGAAAAUUUAUAGUGACAACUUGA
Humulus lupulus (European hop) is the source of this 465-nucleotide messenger RNA. RefSeq lists its product as uncharacterized. The transcript has a single exon. NCBI's taxonomy places the organism in Eukaryota, Viridiplantae, Streptophyta, Magnoliopsida, Rosales, Cannabaceae. The record is from RefSeq and is a predicted model, not a curated record. Bases 1 to 465 code for a protein of 154 amino acids.